AUGCCCGUGCGCAAGGGGCUUCUCGCGCCCCAGAACACCUUCCUCGAUACCAUCGCAACUCGUUUCGAUGGCACUCACAGUAACUUCGUGCUUGGUAAUGCACAAGUGCCGUCGUACCCGAUCGUGUACUGCUCAGAUGGGUUCUGUGAGCUGACAGGCUGGACAAGGGCCAACAUAAUGCAAAAGGCCUGCGCCUGUAAGUUCCUCCACGGCCCAGACACGAGAGAUGAACAUCGCAAGGAGAUUGACACCGCACUGGACACCAAACACGAGCUGAAGUUGGAACUUAUCUUUUAUAAGAAAAAUGGAUCUCCUUUUUGGUGUCUGCUGGAUAUCGUUCCAAUUAAGAACGAGAAACGAGAAGUCGUUUUAUUUCUCGCUUCGUUCAAAGACAUCACCAAUACCAAGAUGGCCGCCAUGAACACUAACGAGGAAUUCGACAGCGGAGCCGCGGUGCGGCCUUCGGCUGGCGUGGUCACUCUAGCGUUAUCCCCAUUUGUACCCGCAGCGGCACUCUUGGGCGCCAGGUUCCGCGCUGAAUCUAGUUGCCUACUUCCAGACCCGAAUGGGAAUCUUGACCCAGAAGCGCCUUCGCCCGCGAACAUGGGUAGGCGGCGCUCGCGUGCUGUACUAUACCAGCUUUCAGGACAUUACAAACCAGACAAAAUGAAGACUAAACUCAAACUCAACAAUAACCUACUUCACUCAACCGAUCCGCCUUUACCAGAAUACAAAACGUCCGCUGUGAAAAAAUCGAGAUUUAUAAUAUCGCACUAUGGAGUUUUUAAAACAUUUUGGGACUGGCUCAUUCUCAUAGCGACAUUUUACGUGGCUGUCGUAGUUCCAUACAAUGCGAGCUUUGUAGACGAAGGCCAUCCGAGGAUCAGCGUAACGAGUGACGUCAUUGUGGAAGCUCUCUUCAUUGUCGAUAUCGUACUCAACUUCCGAACGACGUUCGUGAGCAAGAAAGGAGAAGUAGUUUCGGACUCAAAAGCGAUAGCCCUUAAUUAUAUCCGGUCUUGGUUCGUGGUAGAUCUCUUGGCGGCGCUCCCGUUUGACCUACUUUACGCGUCGGACGUAUACAGCGGAGCGGAAUCAACCCACGGAAAUGUGCAUUUAGUGAAGUUAACGAGGCUGCUACGACUGGCGCGACUCCUGCAGAAGAUGGAUCGAUACUCCCAGUAUUCGGCGCUGAUAUUGACCUUAUUGAUGCUAUCCUUUACGCUUGUCGCGCACUGGCUCGCCUGCAUUUGGUUCAUAAUAGCGGAAAAAGAAAUUGAAGUUCACAAAAAUGAGAUUUGGGAUUUAGGCUGGAUAAACAACCUAGCGGAGAGACUGAAAGUGCCCAUCAUUAACAUAUCACACAGCGAGAGCUACGUCACCGCACUUUACUUCACCUGUUCCUCUCUGACAAGCGUCGGCUUCGGCAACGUUUCGGCGAACACUCUCCCAGAGAAGAUUUUCAGCAUAAUCACCAUGUUGAUUGGAGCUCUAAUGCACGCGGUCGUUUUUGGAAACGUCACGGCGAUCAUUCAAAGGAUGUACUCUCGGAGGUCAAUGUACCAGAGCAAGUGGCGUGAUCUGAAGGACUUUCUCACUAUCAAUCAAGUUCCGACGGAGCUGAAACAAAGAAUGCAGGACUAUUUCCAAACGAUGUGGUCGCUAAAUCAUGGCAUCGAUAUUCAUGAGACGCUUAAAGAAUUUCCCGAAGAACUGAGAGGCGACGUAUCGCUACAUUUGCAUCGUGAGAUCUUGUCACUUCCAAUAUUCGAAUCCGCGUCCCAGGGAUGUCUCAAAUUGCUUUCGCUACAUAUUCGGAACAACUUCUGCGCCCCCGGCGAAUACCUCGUCCACAAAGGCGAUGCCCUCACGUACAUCUAUUACAUCUGCAACGGAUCCAUGGAGGUGGUACAAAACGAUAUGGUCGUCGCUAUUCUCGGUAAAGGAGAUUUGGUUGGGUGCGACGUAAACACCCAUUUACAGGCUUACAACGGUACAGGAACGUCUCAAGGAAACAAUCCAGACAUCGUCGUCAAAUCUAGUUGUGAUGUAAAGGCUCUGACAUACUGCGAUUUGAAAUGUAUUCACAUGGCCGGCCUAGCAGAAGUGUUGCGAUUGUACCCCGAGUACCAGCAAGAGUUUAUUCAUGACAUACAACACGACCUCACUUACAACUUGAGGGAGGGAUAUGAGGCAGAACAGGAAUCUGACGGAAAUGGACAUCCAUCUUUAACGUUACCUUCCAUAUCAGAAGAUGAUGAAAACGCUGCGGAAGAUCAUGCUUUAACGCCUAAAAAGCUGCCUUCUUCUAACACUAAUAGUCCCCGUCACACUAAAUUUAGGAUUGACGGACAGCGCCUUUCUCACAGGGAGUUACGUGAGAGGAUAGAAAGGCAACGCUCUGUCGCAACACCGAAGAUAACUCGAGCCGAUUCCUUGGAAGGUCUAAAUUUAGAAGUGCAUAAUACGAGGUCUUCUGUCGAAAGAUUGGAUACACAAGUGUCUACUUUACAUCAAGACGUCGCAACACUCAGUAUGGAGGUAAGGAAUGCCAUACAGGCACUUCAAGAAAUGACAGGGCCAGCAGGAUGGCACGCGGCGCACUCUAUACCAAACUUGCAGUGGAACGCGCCCCCCAACCAACUUGCAAGGAGCUGCAGCCAUCCACCGGAUGUCUUUUGCUGGGAUCAACAGGAGAGACCAGUAACUCCUGAGCGCCCGAAAAUGCACCGCAGCACGCAAACCGAGCCAUUCCUUCACAGCGUAACCCAAUAUAUCAUGGAGCAUCCAGCUACUGUCAUGUUAUUACUCGGUAUCGAUCCGAUGUCGAGUUUGCCACCCGUCAUUCCGCAGCCCAUCGAUUAUUACGACACUCGACGCCGACCUAGCGCCCUAGAACAGAUUAUAGAGACUGAAACCGGAAGUCACACCCCUUCUAGUACCACCAGUGAGAAAUUCGAACCGAUCCGCAGCCUCAGUGGGAGUGCCAAGGAACUGACUGCCCACGAUCUGAGGAAGCAGUUUGAUAGAGAAAGCAAAGAACGUCUGAUAAGAAAUCGGUAUUCGACGAGUGAUAUACACGAGGAAUCGGAACGAUUGCUUGGCGCGAACAGGACACAUUCAAGCACCCGUAGCCUCAAGUACAACAUUAACAGUUAAAUAUUCCAUUACAUGUUAUGCUCAUUAGUAAUAGACGUAUGUAAAUGUCAGUAAUUUCAAUGUUAUUUGUUGUUACAUCAUUCAUAGUAUAAGAUAGCAUUAGACAUAUUUAAACUACAUAUUUGCCUACCAUAUCUAAUAUUCUAU
Molecule: messenger RNA, 3306 nt
Organism: Bombyx mandarina (wild silkworm)
Lineage: Eukaryota; Metazoa; Arthropoda; Insecta; Lepidoptera; Bombycidae
Product: voltage-gated delayed rectifier potassium channel KCNH8
Biological process (GO): regulation of membrane potential; potassium ion transmembrane transport
Cellular component (GO): plasma membrane
Molecular function (GO): voltage-gated potassium channel activity
Source: RefSeq, a predicted model, not a curated record